UCAAAAGCCUCCGUCAGUUGUUCCUUGGCCCGUAAAGGGAGCUGGAAGGCGCUGGCUGGGGACCGGCCAGAGGGGCGAGGGGCGCAAGGGACCGGGCCUGCGGCGGGAGCCACCCCGCUCUGACGUCCCCGCGCCUCCAGGUGCCGUGGUUGCUGCGCCCGCCGCCCGCAUGGCCCUGAGAGGCGUCUCCCCGCGGCUGCUGAGCCGCGGACCCGUCCUGCGCUUGCUGCGCGGAUGGGGCUCGGCCGCGGCGCUGACCGAGAAGGGCGGGAAGACUCAGAGCCGACCGGACAAAUCCUUGCGCCCUGAGUUUGACUGGAGGGACCCGCUGGUGCUGGAGGAGCAGCUGACAGCUGAUGAGAUCCUCAUCAGGGACACUUUUCGCACCUACUGCCAGGAGCGCCUGAUGCCUCGCAUUCUGCUGGCCAAUCGCAACGAAGUUUUUCACCGGGAGAUCAUCUCGGAGAUGGGGGAGCUUGGUGUGCUGGGCCCCACCAUCAAAGGGUAUGGCUGUGCUGGAGCCUCAUCUGUGGCUUAUGGGCUCCUGGCCCGGGAACUGGAGCGGGUGGACAGUGGCUACAGGUCAGCAAUGAGUGUCCAGUCCUCUCUUGUCAUGCACCCCAUCUACGCAUAUGGCAGCAAAGAGCAGCAGCAGAAGUACCUGCCCCGACUCGCCAAAGGGGAGCUCUUGGGCUGCUUCGGGCUCACAGAACCCAACCACGGGAGUGACCCUGGCAGCAUGGAGACCAGAGCCCGCCACAACCCGUCCAGCGGGAGCUACACCCUCAAUGGGGCCAAGACAUGGAUCACCAACUCGCCUGUGGCCGACCUGUUUGUAGUGUGGGCUCGGUGCGAAGAUAAUUGCAUUCGGGGCUUCCUGCUGGAGAAGGGGAUGCAGGGCCUCUCGGCCCCCAAGAUCCAGGGCAAGUUCUCCCUGCGGGCCUCAGCCACGGGUAUGAUUAUCAUGGACGGUGUGGAGGUACCAGAGGAGAACGUGCUGCCCAAUGCCUCCGGGUUGGCGGGUCCCUUCGGCUGCCUAAACAACGCCCGGUAUGGCAUUGCCUGGGGUGCACUUGGAGCUGCUGAGUUCUGUUUGCACACAGCCCGGCAGUACACCCUGGACAGGAUACAGUUUGGCGUCCCACUGGCCAGGAAUCAGCUGAUUCAGAAGAAGCUGGCGGACAUGCUCACUGAGAUCACACUGGGCCUUCAUGCCUGCCUGCAGCUUGGCCGCUUGAAGGAUCAAGACAAGGCCACUCCGGAAAUGGUGUCCCUGCUGAAGAGGAAUAACUGUGGGAAGGCCCUGGACAUCGCCCGCCAGGCCCGAGACAUGCUGGGGGGAAAUGGGAUUUCUGAUGAGUAUCACGUGAUCCGGCAUGCCAUGAACCUGGAGGCUGUGAACACCUAUGAAGGUACUCAUGACAUUCACGCUUUGAUCCUCGGAAGGGCAAUCACAGGGAUCCAGGCAUUCACAGCCGGCAAGUGAAUACACUUCACCCAGGAGCCUGGAUGGUACCGAACCCCUUCCCAGGGAGCGGCUGUGCUCUGCGCUUACUCAGGGAGGUGGCAGAUGGAGCCAAUUUUUAUGUUGGGAGGUGAGAGACACUGAUUUUUAAAUUACAAAAUUUCCCUUUUGAAGUCACUCAUAUGUGCUCCUUAUAAAGAAGACGGACUCUGUACCAAGUUUCUCAAUCCAGUGGACCCCACUUAGCUUGGAACAGAAGCUUCUCUUGACAGGAAGCAGGGAAAAGAAAGUGACACAGAAGCAACCUCUGUGAGACCUGAUCUGGUGUCUGACGGAGCAACCACCCUCCCUCUGAGUUUCCUGUGUACCCUCUGACCUUCCCAUCUGGGGGAUAAGUGCCUUAUGCUGACGUUGGGGCAGAAUGUGGGGGGGAGAAUAAUAAAGAGGGGGGCCAUGGGGGUGGAAAUUGGGGACAUCUGUAAUACUAUAAAAAAAAGAGCUGCAUGUCUGAUCCUCAGUGUUGGGCCACAUUUACUUGUAACCACUACACGAGUAGUCCUUUCAGUCACAGGGAAAUGAACAUGAGUGGGGGCUGGGAGGUACUCAUGUGGGAAUUUCUUGUGCCCCCACAGUGACCUGGCCCUUGUCUGCAUCUCUGCCUCUGCCGUAAUAAGUAAACCUGGUUAGGCACUGCUCGGGGCUGUGGGUGGAGGGGACUUUGUCCUUUCUAUCACCACAGAGCUGGCCGCACGGGAGUGGGAAAUAACAGUGGGCUGGCUUCUCAGCUCCAACCCCCAUGUUUACAGGAGAGUAUGGCGCCACAGCGAGAUGGCAGGAGCACCCGCUUCUGUUACAUUUACUUUCACCUCAGCCCCUAUGACUCCCCUCAGGCAGAGCCUCCUGUAUGGGUGUAGUCAUACCUCUGGCUGGACGCACAGGUCUUGGAAGUCUUUGUACACGGUCUCCACAGUGUGGCACACUUGUUUGAGCUCUGUUUCCAAAUGGCUGAUCUUUGCCAUUUUCUGGGUGAACUCUUGGAGCUUUUCCUGAAUGAUCUUGUUGUGGUGAUUAUAAAGUUGAUACAUCCUCUCCUCUAGCUUCUCUGUCAGAUCUGAAACCUUUUAAACAAUAUGACAUGUUUUUGAAAAAAUCAAACCAGAGGCAUCAUAAGACGUGUGUUUUAGUGGCUCCCUAAGAUUUCUGCAGUUUAUCAUUAAAAAUUGUUAAAAAAAAAAAAAAAAAAAAAAAAAAGGGCCGGCCUGUAUGGCUCUGUGGUUGAGCAUCUACCUAUGAACCAAGAGGUCACCGGUUCAAUUCCAGUCAGGGCACAUGCCCUACUUGCGGGCUCAGUCAAUGAUGUUUCUCUUUCAUCAAUGUUUCUUUUUAAAAAUUAUAUUUGUAUUGACUUCAGAGAGGAAGAGAUAGAAACAUCAAUGAUGAGAGAGAAUUAUUGAUCAGCUGUCUCCUGCAUACCCCCUACUGGGGAUCGAGCCUGCAGCGUGGGCAUAUGCCCUUGACUGGAAUUGAACCUGGGACCCUUCAGUCCCGCAGGCUGACACUAGCCACUGAGUAAAACCAGCUAGGGCCAAUGUUUCUAUUUAUCCCUCUCCCUUUAUCUCUAAAAUCAAUAAAAACACAGUUUUUAAAAAUGGUAAAAAACAACUCCAGUGAGUAGGAGUGAAAAUUGCCUAUAUUAAGAAAAAAAUUUUAAAGCAAGAUCGCAAAAUGAUGUAUACAGUAUAGGCUCCACCAGGUUAAAAAGAAAGUACACAACAGAGACUAGAAGAAAAUAUGCAACAAAGUAGCCUCUGGGUGGUGGGAUCAUAGGAAUGUUUUUAUAUUUUUUUCUGCUAUGUUAUGCUCUAUUUAAUUUGCUAUGUGUACUGGUAGAGAUGGGAGGGGGCAAAAAAGGUGGGGAAAAGUCAGCCUGUUGUCAAGAGAUGUCCUACUCCUGAGAUUCCAUGUGCAUUCUGAAGAAGCAUCAGGGAUAAUCAUUAACACUGUACCUGAACAUAACAGCUUUGUUAGACAUAAGCCCUGGUCAUGUUGAGGGAUCUCUACUCUGCCACCAAAGCCAUUUGACUUCUGGAGGAAAAAUGGUUGUGUUAACACAGACUAUGCCUCAAUCCUCUACUCCCAAUAGCCAUUAGUCCUGGUGUGUAAUAAGGUGGCUGGACUGUGGGUGCAGCUAGACUUCGGUCUCUCAUUCUGAAAAAUUAUUUCUAAACCUUACUUUUCCCAUCUAUAAAAUGGGUCCAUUCUUUGCAGAGCUGUUGGAAGGGUAAAAUGAGGUACCAAAUGCAAAUUGCCUGGCACCAUGCUGGGACCAUAACAUACUCCGCAGUGGUUCAUUCUCCUACCCUUCACCUUUUACAUAAGGACUUUCCCUGCCCCACCCACUGGGGUUUUGCAGUGUGUGUGGGGGGAAAUCUUGUCACCUUGAUCUUGAGGCUGUCCCUGAAGUUGGUCAUGAGUGCAUGGUCCUUCUGCCUGCUCUCAUUGAUGUUUUCGAUCAGCUCCUGGGUCCUCUUCUUCAGGAUCUCAAUGCUAGAGUCCAGAGAUGAAAAGUAGGGUCCCAACUUCCCUUCUAGCAUCAUCAGCUGGCGAUUGGCACUGGAGGUGGCGACAGAAGGGCUAGAAACCUGACUUUUGAAAGUAUAGGAAACCGAGGUCAGCCCCAAAUUCUCCCCAGAGUGGCUGACAUGAAUUAGCUCCAUGGUGGGAGAAGAAACAGUGUUGUGUAUCUCCCGUGGGUGAUGCUUGGUUAUUUCAUGCACCAGUCCUGCCCUGAGAGGCAGGGAUGACAUCCCUAUUUUAUAACUAAGAAAACAGACCCGAAGGCACACACAAGGCCUGCCCAAAUUUCCAGAACAAGAAAAUCUGCCUGCCCCCGAAACACAUAGUAAUUUUGUAACAUCAACUUGCUGUUCUGAAAUGAGCAUCAAUAAUUCUAUUUAUAAAUAGUAUAGAUCAGGGGUCCUUAAACUACAGCCCGCGGGCCACAUGCAAAUACAAAUAUUGUAUUUGUUCUCGUUUUGUUUUUUUACUUCAAAAUAAGAUAUGUGCAGUGUGCAUAGGAAUUUGUUCAUAGUUUUUUUUAAACUAUAGUCUGGCCCUCUAACGGUCUGAGGGACAGUGAACUGGCCCCCUGUUUAAAAAGUUUGAGGACCCCUGGUAUAGAUGCUUUCUUAGAUGGAUCUUCCUGUCACCAACCUGCUGUAUUCCUUUCUAAAUCUUUUGGGUGAUGUCUGCAGCCUGCAAUCCAUCUGGGGUUUAGUGUACCUGCAGGACUCUGCUCCCACUAGAUGAGGCAGCCAGUCAAGAAUUAUGUUAAAAGAUUUUUUUAAAUGCACAAAAAAAUUUAGUUAUGUUUGUACACUGUACACAUAACUAUAGUAAUCUAAUUCAAUUAAAUGUCAUGUUAGUAAAAUGGUAAAAAAGUGACGGCUGUCUAAUAAAGCUAAAUUGAAUGAAUAAAAGUGAGUCUAAUUUUUAAAAAAAUAUUAAAUCAGGUAUGGGGAGACAACUAUAGAUUGGAACAAAGAUCAUAAACAUCUAGAAGGAUCUGGCCAAUGUUGCUCAGUGGUUGACCUAUGAACCAGGAGGUCAAGGUUUAAUUCCUGAUCAGGGUAUUUGCCUGGGUUGUGGGCCCGAUUCCUCGUAUGGAGCGUGCAAGAGGCAGUGGAUCAAUGAUUCUCAUUGAUAUUUCUAUCCCUCUCUACUUAUUCCUUCCUCUCUGAAAGCUAUAAAAAUAUAUUUAAAAUAAAUAAUGUUUUAAAAUCUUG
This is a messenger RNA of Myotis daubentonii (Daubenton's bat), 5250 nucleotides long. RefSeq names its product glutaryl-CoA dehydrogenase (gene GCDH). NCBI's taxonomy places the organism in Eukaryota, Metazoa, Chordata, Mammalia, Chiroptera, Vespertilionidae. Gene Ontology annotation, biological process: fatty-acyl-CoA biosynthetic process; fatty acid beta-oxidation using acyl-CoA dehydrogenase. The record is from RefSeq and is a predicted model, not a curated record. Gene Ontology annotation, cellular component: mitochondrial inner membrane. Gene Ontology annotation, molecular function: glutaryl-CoA dehydrogenase activity; fatty-acyl-CoA binding; flavin adenine dinucleotide binding.